Messenger RNA from Penicillium brevicompactum, 231 nucleotides. RefSeq lists its product as uncharacterized. NCBI's taxonomy places the organism in Eukaryota, Fungi, Ascomycota, Eurotiomycetes, Eurotiales, Aspergillaceae. The record is from RefSeq and is a predicted model, not a curated record. The transcript is spliced from 2 exons. Bases 1 to 231 code for a protein of 76 amino acids.
AUGAGCUCCCCACAGGCCCAUUCUUCCCAACCAACUAUGAAUAGCACCACUGCGACCAAUGGUGCCGCCCCAGCUAGCUCCAGUCAGAGCUAUAUGGGGUCGGGGUCGGGGUCCAGCUCAGCCCAGAGUAGCUCGUCGUUCGAAGCUUUCCAGCGAAACGUGGUCGGCAUCGGCGGCUGGGUGCCACCCACCCUGAACAAUUCGUCCCAGCUUGAUCUCCAAAAACCGUGA